Messenger RNA from Camelus dromedarius (Arabian camel), 450 nucleotides. RefSeq names its product transmembrane protein 258-like. Gene Ontology annotation, biological process: protein N-linked glycosylation. Gene Ontology annotation, cellular component: membrane-bounded organelle. The record is from RefSeq and is a predicted model, not a curated record. Lineage: Eukaryota; Metazoa; Chordata; Mammalia; Artiodactyla; Camelidae.
AUGCAGGAACAAACCACCACCAGAGGCAUCCGCAUGAAAAACAACAGUUUACUUCUUGCUCUGGCUGUGUCCAGCCCUGAUAACCCUGUGCCCAGCAAAACGGAACUUAAGGCCAUGAGCAGAUACCGCAGCCCAGUGAACCCGGCUGUCUUUCCCCAUCUGACCAUGGUGCUGUUGGCCACUGGAACACUCUCAGCCAUCUGACUUGUGCACGAGGUCACCCCCACAGAGUGCACUAGGGCUGUCCAGAAGGAGCUCCUCAUCUCUCUGGUGGUCUCACUCUCCCUGGGCUUUGGGGUCCUCGUCCUGCUGCUCUGGGUCGGCAUCUAUGUACGAGCUCCCAAGGGUUCCAGCCAGGUGGCUUCACUGAAUCCCUGCUUUUGUAAAUUAACUUUUUUACUAUUGCUAAAAAUAUCCCACCUGCUGCUCACAAUAAAGGCAGAUGUGUGA